This is a messenger RNA of Peromyscus californicus insignis, 2399 nucleotides long. It is a transcript of the gene Lcp2, whose product is annotated as lymphocyte cytosolic protein 2. The record is from RefSeq and is a predicted model, not a curated record. Lineage: Eukaryota; Metazoa; Chordata; Mammalia; Rodentia; Cricetidae. The transcript has 21 exons. Gene Ontology annotation, molecular function: protein binding. Gene Ontology annotation, biological process: intracellular signal transduction; cell surface receptor protein tyrosine kinase signaling pathway. Bases 205 to 1818 code for a protein of 537 amino acids.
ACCAUAUUUGUUCACAGGGGAAGCCACCGCUUCUUGGGAUCUGGCUACAGCAGAAAAGACGCCUGUUCAACAAGGGUGUUCCUGAGCGUAGUUGGGGUUCGAAAGAGCCAAGGACACCUCGGAGUUCGGGAUCUGGGUUUUUUUUCUCUGUUCAUGGCUGCAGCAGCUCUCCUCAGCUUGUGAGCUUCUCCCUGAACAGCAACCAUGGCCUUGAAGAACGUGCCCUUUCGCUCAGAGGUCUUAGCCUGGAACCCAGACAGCCUCGCUGAUUAUUUCAGGAAGUUGAACUACAAGGACUGUGAGAAGGCGGUCAGGAAGUACCACAUUGACGGCGCUCGGUUUUUGAACCUGACAGAAAAUGACAUCCAAAAGUUCCCUAAGCUGAGGAUGCCGCUUCUCAGUAAAUUAAGUCAAGAUAUCAACAAGAAUGAAGAGAGAAGAAGCAUUUUUACACGCAAAACCCAGGUUCAGCGAUUUCCGGAGGAGACAGAAAGCCAUGAAGAAGACAAUGGUGGCUGGUCAUCCUUUGAAGAAGAUGACUAUGAAAGUCCCAAUGACGAUGAUCCGGAAGGGGAGGACGAUGGUGACUACGAGUCCCCCAAUGAGGAAGAAGAGGUGUUGGUGAAUGAUGUUGAUGACUAUGAGCCUCCACCCUCCAAUGACGAGGAGGCUCUGCAGAACUCCAUCCUGCCCGCCAAGCCUUUCCCCAACACCAACUCCAUGUACAUCGACCGGCCUCCCACCAGCAAGGUCUCCCAGCAGCCUCCGGUGCCCCCGCAGAGACCAAUGGCCGCCCUCCCUCCCUUGCCGACAGGCCGGAAUCACUCACCACUGUCUCCACCCCAACCCACCCAUGAAGAACCCAGCAGAAAUCGAAACCACAAACCAGCAAAGUUGCCUCCUCCAUCAAUAGACAGAAGCACAAAACCUCCCCUCGACCGCUCAUUGGCGCCUCUUGACCGAGAGCCCUUCACACUAGGAAAAAAACCAACAUUUUCUGACAAGCCCUCAGCCCCCGUGGGAAGGACUCUCGGGGAGCAUUUACCCAAGAUACAAAAGCCUCCUUUACCACCAGCCAUGGACAGACACGAAAGGAAUGAAAGGAGUGGACCCUUGACAGCCAAGAAGCCACCGGUUCCAAAGCAUGGACGGGGACCAGACAGAAGAGAGACUGAUGAAGAUGAUGUGCAUCAAAGACCUUUGCCCCAGCCAUCACUACCUUCUAUGAGCUCCAACACAUUCCCUUCAAGAUCUGCCAAGCCCAGCUCCAAGCCCACAUUCCCAUUGUCUCACAUGCCGGGAGCCUUCUCAGAAAGUAACAUUGGCUUCCAGCAGAGUGCCUCCCUGCCUCCAUACUUCUCUCAAGGUCCCAGCAACAGACCACCUCUCAGAAAUGAAGGUAGAAACUUACCCUUGCCAGUUCCAAACAGGCCACAGCCUCCAUCUCCUGGGGAUGAAGAGACUUCACUAGAUGAAGAGUGGUACGCCUCAUAUAUUACCCGACCGGAGGCAGAAGCUGCUCUUAGGAAGAUAAACCAGGACGGCACUUUCCUGGUUAGAGAUAGUUCUAAGAAAACAGUAAACAAUCCGUAUGUCCUCAUGGUGUUGUACAAAGACAAAGUUUACAACAUUCAGAUCCGUUACCAGGAGGAAAGUCAAGUAUACUUGUUGGGGACUGGACUUCGAGGAAAAGAGGACUUUCUGUCUGUAUCAGAUAUUAUUGACUACUUCAGGAAAAUGCCACUGUUGCUCAUUGAUGGGAAAAACCGAGGCUCCAGAUACCAGUGCACGCUGACAUACGCUGCGGGGUGUCCAUAGCAAGUUAGCCAAGCAAGUCGGUCUCCUGACUCUUGUCAAUGCAGGAAGAUCAAGUGGCCUUAGGAAGUGGAUGAACACUUAGGACUAAAGCAAACCCUCAAUGCGGGCACAGAGUUUUGCCCUUUCCUUUAAAAAGUGUUUGAAGAUUGCUGAAUAUCCCAUAAUUUAUUUAUUUUCUUUGAUGUCUGUAAAGUACAGAAGUAAUCAUGCCCAUAUAUGAAGUCUAAGAGUGCAAUGUAGUACUUCAUCUCAAGACAUGAGAUUUUGAACAAUCUGUUUCAAAAUACAGUACUUUACAUACUACAGAAAUAAUGUGGGGCAAGUUUAAGAAGUACUAAACUGAUUGUUUUUGAUCUCAUAUGUUUUAUAAUGAAACUUUGUCAGUCCAAGGCAACCUGUUUGUUUUUUACACCACUUAAAACAAUUAAAAUUAACUUUCUGAGCAGCAAUAACUUAAGAGGCUCCAGAAACAUAACCCCAUUCUCUUAUUUGGUUUUGCAGGGAGUAUUUUCAUGUAUUUUUUAUUUGAGAUAAAUGCAUGUUGGGAUAACUUUCUGGGAUUAAAGUUAUCUUUUGCUUUA